AUGUCGGGCGUACGCCUAUCCCCGGGCUCUCCGGGCGUAGAGCGGGUGUCUCGGGCUCCGGGCUCGCCCCGCCCCCUCGCCCGCCGCUGUCUCUUCGGCCCUGUGGACGGGCAGAGUCUGGCCCGGGAGGCGGCCCGGUACCGGGCGAAGAUGGAGGAGGAGAGCCGCGCCCGAUGGAACUUCGACUUCAGCACCGACCGCCCGCUGGACGGCGCCCUGCAGUGGGUGGAGGCGGGGCCGGACACGCCCGAAUUCUACCGCCGCCCGGUGCACCGCAAACCGACCAACAAGAGGAGCGGUCCGGGUGAGGGGACCGCACUACAGACCGCUCAGUGUAUGGGGACCACACUCUACAGACCCACUCAGUGUAUGGGGACCGCACUACAGACCGCUCGGUGUAUGGGGACCGCUCUACAGACCGCUCGGUGUAUGGGGACCCGCUCACAGACCGCCGGUGUAUGGGGACCGCGCUACAGACCGCUCGGUGUAUGGGGACCGCGCUACAGACCGCUCGGUGUAUGGGGACCGCGCUACAGACCGCUCGGUGUAUGA
Staurois parvus is the source of this 552-nucleotide messenger RNA. Lineage: Eukaryota; Metazoa; Chordata; Amphibia; Anura; Ranidae. The record is from the annotation of a GenBank genome assembly.